This is a messenger RNA of Dama dama (fallow deer), 5454 nucleotides long. RefSeq names its product G protein subunit alpha o1 (gene GNAO1). The record is from RefSeq and is a predicted model, not a curated record. Bases 696 to 1760 code for a protein of 354 amino acids. Gene Ontology annotation, cellular component: heterotrimeric G-protein complex. NCBI's taxonomy places the organism in Eukaryota, Metazoa, Chordata, Mammalia, Artiodactyla, Cervidae. Gene Ontology annotation, biological process: G protein-coupled dopamine receptor signaling pathway; adenylate cyclase-modulating G protein-coupled receptor signaling pathway. The transcript has 8 exons. Gene Ontology annotation, molecular function: corticotropin-releasing hormone receptor 1 binding; GTP binding; GTPase activity.
UCUCCCCCUCGAGCUCCCGGCUGCCUGCGGCUCCCUCUCGCUCUCCCUCUCUCUCCGGUAGGCUCCGUCGAGCGAUGCGAGCUUUGGGAGACAGCGACGCCGCCUCCCGCUAGAGACCUGCCCCCCGGCCCGGCCCCUUGCCCAGCCCUGCCCAGCGCGCGGGGGUCGGCGAAGGCGCCGCGGACGCACCAACGGCGGAGGAUCCGCGAUGCAAAUGCACUAGCGGCACCCCCUAACUCACUCCCUCCACACCCCGCGCCGCCUCCUCCUCCGGCAGCAGCGGUAGAAGGACCCACCCUGCCCCCCUACCCCACCCUCCACCGACUCCGGCUCCUGCCUCGACUAUUAUUUUAUUUAUUUUGGGUCGUGCACAAGCCUCAGUGCCUGCAGCCCGCGCCUCCUCGGAUCGCGGGCGCCUCCUCCCUCGGCUCCGGAGCCCCAGACCCCGGCCACCUUCGCCUCGACACCCCCAGAGCCCCGCCAGCUGCUGCGAGUCUCCGCGGCUGGGAGCUUGUUAGAGGCUGUCUUUUUGGGGGGUUCUGGUUUCUCGACAUUUUUGUUUUCAGCCAAGGGGAAGCUAUCGUGAUUUUUUCCCCUUUGAGCCCAGGUUCUGCUCUUUGGGGGGGUGGGGGGCGCGCCGAGCCGGGGAGCCGUGCCAGCCGAGUCGUGCGGGCUGUGGCAGGGAAGGGGCCACCAUGGGAUGUACUCUGAGCGCAGAGGAGCGAGCCGCCCUCGAGCGAAGCAAGGCGAUUGAGAAAAACCUCAAAGAGGAUGGCAUCAGCGCCGCCAAAGACGUGAAAUUACUCCUGCUGGGGGCUGGAGAAUCAGGAAAAAGCACCAUUGUGAAGCAGAUGAAGAUCAUCCACGAAGAUGGCUUCUCUGGCGAAGACGUGAAACAGUACAAGCCCGUGGUCUACAGCAACACCAUUCAGUCGCUGGCAGCCAUCGUCCGGGCCAUGGACACUCUGGGCAUCGAAUACGGUGACAAGGAGAGAAAGGCCGACGCCAAGAUGGUGUGUGACGUGGUGAGUCGGAUGGAAGACACGGAGCCCUUCUCUCCAGAGCUGCUCUCUGCCAUGAUGCGACUCUGGGGCGACUCGGGGAUCCAGGAGUGCUUCAACAGGUCCCGGGAGUAUCAGCUCAACGACUCUGCCAAAUACUACCUGGACAGCCUGGACCGGAUCGGGGCCGCCGACUACCAGCCCACUGAGCAGGACAUCCUCCGAACCAGGGUCAAAACCACUGGCAUCGUAGAAACCCACUUCACGUUCAAGAACCUCCACUUCAGGCUGUUUGACGUCGGGGGCCAGCGGUCUGAACGCAAGAAGUGGAUUCACUGCUUCGAGGACGUCACGGCCAUCAUCUUCUGCGUCGCGCUCAGCGGCUAUGACCAGGUGCUCCACGAAGACGAGACCACGAACCGCAUGCACGAGUCACUGAAACUCUUCGACAGCAUCUGCAACAACAAAUGGUUCACGGACACGUCCAUCAUCCUGUUUCUUAACAAGAAGGACAUAUUCGAAGAGAAGAUCAAGAAGUCUCCGCUCACCAUCUGCUUUCCGGAGUACACAGGCCCCAACUCCUUCACAGAAGCCGUGGCUUAUAUCCAGGCCCAGUAUGAGAGCAAGAACAAGUCCGCCCACAAGGAGAUCUACACCCAUGUCACCUGUGCCACCGACACCAACAACAUCCAGUUUGUCUUUGAUGCUGUGACGGACGUCAUCAUCGCCAAAAACCUCCGGGGCUGUGGCCUCUACUGAGCCCUGGCCUUGCUGCCCAGCUGCCCACCGCCCUGCUGCCCCAGCCCACCCUGGAGCCCUCACUCCGCCACCUCCCAGCCCAUUCUCUGCCCUCGACAAGGAACUAUCGUGGCUGGCACCAGGGGGUGGACAGGAAGCGCCCUCCACGGCCACCCUGGCCCCAGACACCAAAACACGUGGUAACGGGGCUGGUCAGGACGCCAAGCGCCCACACCUGCCGCGAUGGGCAGCUCGCCAGCCUCUGCUUCGUCGUUGCUGGGUGUUUUCCCUGGGGGAGGGGGCUGUGGGGUCAAGGCCGCCGUCCAGCCCCGAGUGGGUGUGUUUUCUACAUGUGGUGAUUCACACUCGAAGUCUUGGGGUCUCUUCCUGUCGUCUGAGGCUGUGCCGGGGUGGGGGCGGUGGGAGCCACUGCUUAGCUUUUCUUGGGGUCUCUCUGGUCAAGGGCAGCGCCGUCACCAAAAAGCCAGGGUGGGACCAGGCCACCCACCAGCCGUGUGGGGGUCUGGGGGUGCUCAGGCCUCGGCCAGUGCUCCUCCUCCCCUUGGAUCUCCGCUCCUGGACAUCAGCCCUUCUUUCUCUGGGCUCCCCAAUACCCUCCUGGGGAACCCCCACCCCCGACUCUCAUAGGUCUGCAAAUGCUUCUGAGACUGACUUCUUGCAGAGGUGUAUGGGGAGUAGUGGGAAGGGUCAAGUCCCGCGGUGCCUGGACAGAAGUCUGGGGGGAAGGCCAUGGUGGGGGGAGGCCCAGGGGAAGUGGCACUUGUGUUGACUGCCAUGGGGGCCUCACACCCCGCCUUUGCAGGCGCCGGGGUGGUUCCUCUGCUUCUCCCCUCAGCCAGGUCUCAGGCGGCCACUCUGGAGUGUGAGCGGAUGUGCUUUUUUGUCUUGAAUUCAGGAUGAAUCCAGUGCAAACCUGCCGAGGCCACAGGGGGCCUGGGGACUGGAGAUCCUGGGGUGGAGGAGGCCCAGGGGAGGUGUGGACACAGGCCCUGUAGCCAGUGUUCCAGCCUCCUCCUGUCUUGGUGAAGAAAUAGGAGAAUCUGUUCGCAGCCUUUGGGGUCCCGCCAGCUCGGGGGGCAAAGGAGGGCACGUGGACGGGCCCACCACACUAGCGUGUCCUGUAAGGGUCGCAGCCUGGCCCACACACACCCAGUCAGUCCCCUCCUCUGCACCGAGAGUCCUCAGACCGCUUGGAGGAGCUUUGCUCCUGAGAUACCUGAGCAGAAAAGGGUGGGGUGACUCCUGGUGAGUCAGGCCCUGGCUGGCCUGGGAUGGUGAACACACCUCCCUCUCUCUCCUGGGUGCCCCUAGCUGGCUAAUGCUGCCAACCCAUAGCCUGGCAGACACCCCAGGUGCCCGGGUGGCGGCUCUGCCCCUUGAAUGAUGGCUCUGCCUAGGGAGACAUACGUGCCCGUGGGAAGAGAGGGGCUGCCCCUCGAGGCGACUCAGCUCCUCCCUCCUCGGGCCCUCUGCUCCUCCAGUCCCGACACUGGGCUCAGCUCGGUCCUGGGUCAGGCAGGACCCCCGAACUCCCAGCGCAGCCCCGACUGCCCUGCAGCCAGGAGCCCUGGGCUUCUUGUUUCCCACAGGCAGAAUUCUGGGUGGUGCACGGGAGAGCCAGGGCACCUGCCCUAGUGCCCAAUGCCCGCAGGGGUGGCUGAGCCCGGUCCCCCAGCUGGCUCUCUGCUGCUGCCCCUGGUCUCGUGGGAACUCGCCAGGCAUCCAGGCCACAGGAACCACCCUGCCAGCCCAGGUCCGUUUCGGUCUUGUCUGCCUUGCUGUGUGCUGUGCCUUGUACCAGGUGCUGGGUCGUGGCAGAGGUCAGGGCCCUGGAGCCAGCUGCCUCCAUGUCCCGUGUGGGCAGCCUGGGCCUGUCAGGCCAUCUGGCCCAGUGCUGAAAACGUCACCAUUAUUUCCGGGCACCACCACCCUGGGUAUGACCAACUGUGCCCCUCCGUCCACCCUGUGAUCUCAGGCUCAAAAGCAGCUGACCAGCCCCAUCUCUAAGGCCAUCGUCCUGGAGGUAGGGGGUCACCAGCUCUCCUGGGCAGCAGGCAGGUGGGAGGGCCCCAGACCCCAGCCCACCCUCCUGCAGCAUCAGGAGGCUGGGAGCGGGGUGCUUGGGGCCUUCCUGCCCCUCCGUCCCCUGGGCGGCCUGCCCCGUCUCUGCCCUGCUCAGCUUCUUGUGCUGUUCCUGCCCUCCGACCCCGGCCUGCCCAGGGGUCCCUGGCUGUCUAGUCACGGCCCCCACGAAGCAGGUGUCUGGGGUGAGAUUCCUUCCUGUCCACUGCGUCUCCCAUCCGCAUCGUCCCAGGCGGCUCCACCCUAACUGAGGAGGAGCACCUGAAGUGACAGAUGAGUUUCAGCUCCGUCGUGGGGGUGGGGGUGCCGGGGGCGGUGUUUUGAGUGACCAGACAGGGUGGCCCCGUGUGCACCCCCCAGAGGCCAUGCUUCAGCCCUCUGAGCGCCUCUUGUCAUCAGGCCAAAGGGAACCUGAAUCUGGGAGGGGUGCCCGCGCCGAGCCCGUGAAGGCUGCGCCUGCUGUCUGGAUGCCCAUGGGCCGCGUCUGUGUCCUGCGCCGAUUGCCCUGGAAAGAGCCGGCGCUUGGCCUUCCUGCCAAGAACAGGGAGAGGCCCCAAGGCGCUCUGGCCUGACUGGAGGGGGCAGUGCCCGAGGCCCGCAGAUGGGCUCGGUGGAGCCUGUGGGCUCUGCCCUGAGGAGGGGGCAGGGUCUGCCCCAGCCCUGAGCAGACAGCACGGCUCGGGGCCUCUUGCCAACAGACAGUAUGGUUCUGGGGCCUCCUUCCACGGAGCACUAGAGGCCUACCGCCCUGGCCCCGUCCUCUCUGGCAGUAGCAGAGCUUGGGUGCUCGUGGCCACAUGCUCCGACUGUGGGGUCAGGAGGCACUGCUCGGGCAGAUGACCACCCCGGUAUCUGGUGCCAGGAUACCCCGGUAUCUGGACCUCCCAGCUGCCCCCACCCCAUAUCCAGCUCCACACCCCAGUGACAAACUGGAGACACCCCUGCCCCCACAAUGGUCCUCUGUGACUCCGCAAGUGCCCUCCCUACCCAGAGCACCCACAACCAAGCUGUCCGUAAACCCUCAGUGGGGAGGACCCAGGCCUCAGCUCGCCCAGGCCCUUCCCUUCUGCGGGGGUGAGUCCUGCAAGGUGAGGGGUCAUCCCCUGGCUUCACCCCGCCCUGCCCUGUGGCAGUUUCUGCCUGGUGGGUGAUCCUGCCCAUUCUCCACUCUGGCCCGCCUCUCUCCUGGCCCCUCCCUCUUCCUCUGGCCUGACCCAGGGCAGGCCAAGCACAUGCCUUUGGUGAGGAAACCCACCGCAGUCGGGCCCCGGCCUUUCCUCCAGACCAGGCAGUGUCCUGCCCCCUCUCUGAGAGGUGGGGCACAUGGAGCCGCCUCUGGUGGCCUCUGCCCUUCCCUGAGCCUUCUGGAUGCCUUCAGGCGCAGCCUGGCAGUUCUCAGGAACUGAGGCCCGAGGCUCUGGCUCCAGGGCCACCAGAGAUUCAACCUGGGGUGCCAGAGGCCAGCACCCCCCAGACAGUCUCCCCGAUGUCAGCCCACAGGCCUACAGAGAGAAGGGUCCAGCCGCCCACAGCAACGAGGCCUGACAGGACAGCCAGGUCAGGAACAGGGUCUGUGAGCUGCUGCCCCCGACUCCACCCCCACCCCCAGAAA